GUCAAGGUCGCUGAAGGCCAGCUGGCGCUGUCCCAAUGUGAUAGGUGAGCGAUUCUCAGGCUGAUCCGAGUGAAAUUUGACAAUCCUCGGGUGGACAAGAGGUAGCGCCAGAGAUUCAGAAUUGGUUGCAAGGGGUCAAGUGGUUCAAUCUGCAAGGAUGGCAUUGAGUUUGGGAUACACCGCACCAACAUGAAACAAGAAUAAACACACCAACAACAUUGACAUCGAGUUACUUGCAGCCUUCCCAAGCACCAUGGUCAGAGCUUUGCUUCAACCUCAACCAUGGAGGCUAGUGCUGCUGCAGCUCACUGGAGCUUUCGCCAAUAGCCUGGUCGGACCAGGAGCUGUCGGCUCAUACCAGGGCGGUGGCGGUGGCCGCCGUUUUGGUGGGUUUGCCCGCGUCACAGACCCUCCCGUGGGCUUUUUCCUGGGUGGUUCGAGCAUCAGGGACAUGAACGGCCUCUAUUCACGGGAGCAUCGAGUUCCAAAUGGUUUCAGUCACACUUUUACCUUUUCCUACCGACAUGACUACACUGGUUGGCGCUUGUGUUUGGUUGGUGCUCCUGAAGAUGUGAAACGCAGCAGUGGCCGACAGACCGAAUGGGUGCUGAUAGACCCGGACAGGGCUGAUCGCUUCAGGCAUGAUGGAGAUCAACUAAUUCCUGGAUCAGGGCAUCGUUGGAGCCAUGUGCACCGGACAAAGAGUGCGCAGCCUGAUCCGAAGGCUGGCAGUGCCGUUGCUCAUGCCAUGGAGGACGACGAAGAGGAGUUGCCUUGGCAACUUGUUGGUGUAGGGGAAGAAGAUAUGCUCAGACGGCUGAAACGAUAUUUUACAUUCUACAAGCAUGAGGUCCAAGCUGCGAUUGACGGGCAGAAGUUGCCAAAACUACCUGUUGGCGGCAAAGGCACAGCAACAUCUCCCCCCGAAGGGUUCCAAGCACCCAAAGCAGCUUUGCCGGGAGAAGAAGAUGGUACAGAUACGUGCCUUGAAGGAUCUGCAAGCUUAGAGAAUGCCGAGGCUGAACUGCAAGGUCCCAAGCUGAAAAGCGACCACUGGUCUGUGGCCAUGCUUCAGUUGCGCCGGGCAAUCUGCUACCGUAGACGUCGGGAAUUCCAGCUUGCGAAUGACGCUGUGGAUGCUUCGCUUGUGCUGUACCCCCGCUAUGCCGCAGCGAUCGAGGAGCUGGGCAAGCUACAAGUGGACCAGGGUCUUUACGAGCGAGCGAUCCACUCAUUCGAGACGCUGCUGCGCGUGGAUCGCAAACGGCCCUUUGUGGGUGACUGGCUGGUUCGCGUGCAUGGGCACAAGCGCCGACAAGAGACAGAGUUUCUGACCGAGAAGCCAGAAGUACUCCAGGGCCGAACUCCGGGCUGCAUAGCAUGGCGUCAAACUGGUGGUUGCUCUCCGACAGGGCUUUUGGAGCCUUCAGCUGAUAAGCCUUGCAACGCAGUCAUAGCGAAAGGCAAUUCUGGAUUUUGCCAAUGUGCAACCUCCGGUGCCCGCGGCAAAUCUGGCACAGCGCCAGCUACCGCAGCUGAAAGUGACUGUGAGCAUGAGCCCUUCACGUGUGCUGCAAAAUGUGCUGAGCGACAGCAGGCAGAAUCUGGUCAUGGACCCAAGCUUACUGAUGCAGCAGCGCAGUUGGCAGCAGAGGUCUCGAACGCUGUAGAUGUGCAGCCUUGCACGUUGCUGCGAGGAGGUGAGCUGCCUGAAUGGUGCCAACCGAACCACUAUUUGGUGCUGGGCAUCCGGUGUGAUUUUCCUGAUGAGCACGGUGAUGAGCUGAAGCGAGCAUACAAAAAACGUAGUCUACAGUAUCAUCCAGACAAGCUUGGAGGCUCUGCUCAGGCUUUUCAGCGAGUUGCCGAUUCCCAUCAGGUUCUGCUGGAUCCAGAAAAGAGGCGGGCCUUUGAUGAAGGUGCAGACUUCCCGAGAAAAGUUCAGCAUGAUGGAGCAGAGGGGGAAACUCACAAAGAGGAGAUAGAGAAAAAGUACUUUCCAGAAAGGUUUGACUUUGCACCGUUCGGCGAUCCUCAUUCUGACCGACGUGAGGCAAAGGCGAGGCAGCAAAGACUGCUUGAGACGAAGAGACAAGAAGCCCUAGCAAGGGAGGCCAAAGAAGCCAAAGAAGCUAAGCCUGACCGAAGGACUGACUUGUAAGGUGAACCAAGAGCCAGCCGGCCACAAGAUGCGGCUAGUCGCCAAGCUUUGCUGGACACGGCAUGUGGUUUUCUGCUUCUGAGCAUUUCUGCCAGAAGUGACUCUUGCGCUUGAAUAGCGCAACGCGCAAUACAUCGCAAUACCAAAAGAAGUCCUUGAUUGUGCACGAUUCUAGCCGCCAGAAGCGUAGUGAAAACACCCCACUGGUUAUUGCCGCCUGUGACACGUGUG
Molecule: messenger RNA, 2392 nt
Organism: Durusdinium trenchii
Lineage: Eukaryota; Dinophyceae; Suessiales; Symbiodiniaceae
Source: the annotation of a GenBank genome assembly